This is a messenger RNA of Hyalella azteca, 775 nucleotides long. Its product is annotated as E3 ubiquitin-protein ligase Rnf220-like. Gene Ontology annotation, biological process: protein ubiquitination. The coding region runs from base 194 to 775 and encodes 193 amino acids. Gene Ontology annotation, molecular function: ubiquitin protein ligase activity. Lineage: Eukaryota; Metazoa; Arthropoda; Malacostraca; Amphipoda; Hyalellidae. The transcript is spliced from 4 exons. The record is from RefSeq and is a predicted model, not a curated record.
CUCAUACACCGCAAGCGCAAGUCCAGGUAGCGGCGCAACGGACACUGUUUCUUCAGCUUUAAACACCGCCGCUCCCACCGUCCCCUCUGCCAGUUCCUCUGCUUUGGAAUCUGCUUCUGGUAACUGCUGCGAUUCUGGUGGUUCUUCCUCUACUGCCACUUUUGUAACUGAGUUCGCAUCCUCUUCUAAUUGCAUGGAAUCUCGUUCUGAAGAAGGGUCUAUUGGCACAGCCUCUGGACCUUCUGGUUCUUUAGCGUCUUCUAAGGCGCAGCCCAUUGCCGCCUCCAAGGAUCCGUCUACCGAGUUGGCUUGUCGUUUAGUAUAUGCAUCCUCAACUGUCAUAACUCGUGAAAGUUCAGCUUCUAAAGACACGUAUCUUUCUGAGUCUGCUAUUUCUACUGCCGAUGCACCAACUUCAUCACUGAUGUUAUCAUCACACAAGAAAGAAAAGUGCUGCGAUGGAACAGACGAUGGUGAUGGAACAGUCGAUGGCGAUGGAACAGAUGAUGGUGAUGGAACAGACGUCGAGUGUGCGUCAUCCCUGACAGUGGAGUCCUUGACGCAGCAGGUGGAGCAGCUGAAGAAGCAGCUUGCAGCCAGCAGGUGCAAUCAGCUGCAAUGCUCAGUUUGCCGCGGGGCGUUCGAGGAGCCGUUGGUGUCGACCGUGUGCUGGCACGUGCACUGCCGCGGCUGCUGGCUCAGCAUCAUCGUGAACAAACGCCAGUGCCCGCAGUGCCAGGCUAUCAUAGGGCUGCCGGACCUGCGACGNAGUUAG